This is a messenger RNA of Triplophysa rosa, 3566 nucleotides long. RefSeq names its product proprotein convertase subtilisin/kexin type 6 (gene pcsk6). The transcript is spliced from 21 exons. Gene Ontology annotation, molecular function: serine-type endopeptidase activity. The record is from RefSeq and is a predicted model, not a curated record. The coding region runs from base 368 to 3100 and encodes 910 amino acids. NCBI's taxonomy places the organism in Eukaryota, Metazoa, Chordata, Actinopteri, Cypriniformes, Nemacheilidae. Gene Ontology annotation, biological process: peptide hormone processing. Gene Ontology annotation, cellular component: cell surface; membrane.
CGAUGCGCUCACGCUGCCAACCUCAAUUCACGCGCAGUCUCCUCUCUCUUCUAUAGGCUUGGAUGACAAGACUCGUCAUUGGCUGUCGUGCAAUCUAUCCUGAUCCUGAAAGAGUUGGAUUUUUGAGGUUUAUCUAAACUUGUGUCCUAAAAGGAUCGCUAAGCGAUGAAGUGGUGUGUGUGAGGAAGAACAAUACAAGAGUAGGCUGAGGAUGUCUCUUUGGCACCAUAUGUUUUGGACGCAUCGUGUCUGCAGUUAAAAGGGUUUGAUGUCCAUCUACAGUGUCGUUUUUCCGCGAGUUUUGAGGACAUCGGUCCUGCCUGAAGCGUUUCAGCAGCGAUAACAGCCUGGACUAAGCACGAGCAAUAUGAACGUGUUGGUUGUUUUUGUUUUGUCAACUUUUUGGCUGUGGGAAGCGUCGCGCGCUCGGAGCGUUUUCACGAACCACUGGGCUGUUCGCAUCCCGGGAGGACCAGAAGAAGCGGAGACACUCGCUGCAAAAUAUGGCUUUAAUAAUUUGGGUCAGAUCGGCGGUCUGGAGCAUCAUUACCAUUUCCAUCACAGCAGAGUGGUCCGCAGAUCCACCUUCACCACCAGAGGAGCUCACAGCUUCAUCCACAUGGACCCGAAAGUGGAUUGGGCUCAGCAGCAGGUGGUGAAGUCACGAGUGAAGCGGCACACCAGGAGCAACCACUUUCAAUUCAAUGAUCCCAAAUGGUCCAACAUGUGGUACACUCACUGUAGCGAUAAAAACAACCGCUGUCGAUCAGAAAUGAACAUACUCGCGGCCUGGCAGAGAGGCUACACGGGACGAAAUGUGGUCGUCACUAUCUUAGACGACGGCAUCGAGAGAAGCCAUCCGGAUCUGGCCCAGAAUUAUGAUCAGCUUGCCAGCUACGAUGUGAACGGCAACGACUACGACCCGACUCCACGAUACGACUCCAGCAACGAGAACAAACAUGGGACGCGAUGUGCAGGGGAAGUUGCAGCUGCAGCCAACAACUCGCAUUGCAUUGUGGGUAUCGCCUACAACGCCCGCAUAGGAGGUGUUCGGAUGCUCGAUGGAGACGUGACGGAUGUGGUGGAAGCCAAGUCUCUGGGCAUACGGCCGGACUACAUUGACAUUUACAGUGCCAGCUGGGGUCCAGACGAUGACGGGAAGACCGUGGACGGGCCGGGACCUCUCGCCAAACAAGCCUUUGAACUGGGAAUUAAGAAGGGUCGUAAAGGUCUCGGUUCUAUCUUUGUUUGGGCGUCUGGUAACGGAGGCAGACAGAGCGAUCACUGCUCCUGUGACGGUUACACAAACAGCAUCUACACCAUCUCUGUCAGCAGCACUACUGAAAACGGCAACAAACCGUGGUACCUGGAGGUCUGCGCAUCCACCCUCGCCACCACAUACAGCAGCGGAGAGUUUUACGACCGCAAAAUAGUGACCACAGAUCUGCGUCAGAGGUGUACAGAUGGUCACACGGGUACUUCAGUAUCUGCACCGAUGGUGGCGGGAGUCAUCGCUCUCGCUCUGGAGGCAAAUCCUCUGAUAACGUGGAGGGACGUCCAGCAUCUCCUGGUGAAGACGUCAAGACCGGCUCACCUGAAAGCCAAUGACUGGAAAACCAACGCAGCCGGACACAAAGUCAGUCAUCUUUAUGGCUUUGGUUUGAUUGAUGCCGAGGCCAUGGUGGUGGAAGCCAGGAGGUGGAGAAACGUUCCUGCUCAGCACACGUGCACCAAGAGCUCAGAGCGCCGGACCCGGUACAUCAGAGCGGAUCAGAAGUUAAACAGCAGCAUGACGAGCACGGGCUGCAGUGAACACAGCCAUCAUCACCUCAUGUUUCUGGAACACGUGCAGGUGCGUGUGCUCAUCGUUCAUCCUCGCAGAGGAGACCUGGAGAUCAACCUCAUCUCACCGUCCGGGACACGAUCUCAGCUGCUGGCUCAGAGAUUGUUUGAUAACUCCAACGAGGGCUUUAGGAACUGGGAGUUCAUGACGGUGCAUUGCUGGGGGGAGAGAGCGGAGGGCACGUGGACCCUGGAGAUAACCGACUCGCCCUCUCAGAUGCGUAAUAAAGAGGUGUUGGGUAAGCUGAAGGAGUGGACACUAAUCCUUCACGGCACGUCUGAGCACCCCUACCAAUCCCAGAGUUCCCAUCACGUUCGCUCCAGGAUACUGGAGAUUCCCACGGCAGACAGAGAGAUGAAAAUUCUUGAUUCACUGCCAGGCGUCACUGAGCCAGAAGAGGAGGAAGAGGAGGAAUAUAAUGGAUCUUGUCAUCAUGAAUGUGGAGAUCAAGGAUGUGAUGGACCAGACGCUGAUCACUGUCUGAACUGUGUUCACUUCAGUCUCGGCAGUCUCAAGACUGGCAGGACUUGUGUGAGUCACUGUCCACUGGGUUGCUUUGAAGACGGAGAUGCCAGGCGGUGUAGACGCUGUAGUCGAGGCUGUGAGAAGUGUGUCGGACGUGGAGCCAACGAAUGCAGGUCGUGCAGGAGAGGACUUUACUUUAACUCAGAGGAGAACAGCUGCGCAGAGAGCUGUCCCGCCGGCUAUUACCACGACGAGGGUCAGAGGUGGUGUCUGAAGUGUCAUGAGAACUGUUUAAAAUGCUUGAGAGAUGCAGACAGAUGUACAGCAUGUCACAGUGGCUUCAGUCUGGCAGGAAUGACUUGUGUUCCUGAGUGUGCCAAUGGGACUUAUUUCAACCUGGAGGAAAUGAAAUGCAGCCUAUGCCAUGUCUCCUGCUCCACAUGCACAGGGCCGGGGAUGGAGGAGUGCAUUCAGUGUGCCACUGAUUUCUUACAGCAGGAGUGGCGCUGCGUUCGCACCUGUUCCCCCGGAUACUACAGAGGAGAAUCCACGGGAUACUCACCACGCAUGUGCCGCAAAUGUGAGGAGAACUACCUGAGCUGUCAGGGUCCUGGUACGAGUUGCACGCAGUGUAAGGAUGGAUACAGUCUCGUCAGCCGGACGUGCAUCAUGAACUCCACCUGUAACAACGCGGAUGAAGUGUUCUGCGAGAUGGUCAAGUCGAAUCGGUUAUGUGAGAAGAAACUCUUCCGUCAGUUCUGCUGCAGGACAUGUCUGAUGACCGCCGGAUGAAAGAACCAUUGGAGUGACCUCCUCUCUCUCUCUCUCUUCUGUUGUAUUCUCUAAUGUACAUCAUAAGCUAGUUAUACUGUGAUAGGAAUGAAAAAUCAUUAUUCUCAUUGUAAGAAAACCCCAUUAGGGUGCUGAUUUAAACCAGAUCUAUUUUUAAGAUUCUCUGUUUUUAAACAUGCAGUACAUGUAUAAAUGAUAUAUAUAUAUUCAAAGGCAUCACUAUGAAACCGAUCUUAUAAUAUGAUGAGCACACUGUAUGUGAUGGAAAGCAUCUGGAGCGCUGAUUUCCAGAGACACAGAUUCAUUGGAUGGAUGUUGUCUGAAGUGGUGGUUGGGAUGAAUUGGAAUGUUAAGAGAGACUGACUUUGUGAGGCUGGUUUGACAUGUAACUCUGAACGUUCUGUACAUUUACGUUAUUUGAAGGUGGAACAGGUACACCAGUGAUAUAUAAAUCACUUAUAUCACU